Molecule: messenger RNA, 3129 nt
Organism: Clunio marinus
Lineage: Eukaryota; Metazoa; Arthropoda; Insecta; Diptera; Chironomidae
Source: the annotation of a GenBank genome assembly
GUCAUGGUUAUUAUUAAAAGAGAUGAUCAUAUCUCCUACAUAAAUUCAACAGGAGUUAUUAAGAUGCCAAUAACUCCAGCAAAUGACAACAUUUCUUCACAGCCGCCUGGCAAUGGUGGCACAACAAUUCCGCCCAUUAACAACAUUUCUCAACAAAUGAAUCAAACAGCAGCAAUUUCCACAAUAAAGCGAGAUUCAUCACUGCAGCAACUUCAACAACUUCAGCAGUAUACACAACAACAGAGUCAAGAACUGUCAAGUCUAAGUCCGACAUUAGUGAAAGCACAACUCAUAUGUCGUCCCAACUCACAUCCAUUUCCGAGUCGAACUCUCCUUCUUGAACCGAAGAAACCAAUGAAAAUUGGCCGAGCAAUUGCACGCACAAAAGCCAGCGAUAAUAAUGCCAUUUUUGACUGUAAAGUUUUAUCACGUAAUCAUGCUGAACUUUGGUAUGAUGAUGGAAAAUUCUUUCUAAAGGAUACCGGAAGCAGCAACGGAACUUUUAUUAACAACACACGUCUAAGUCAAACGUGUCAAACAUCGGAGCCAUUUGAGGUGAGCAGCGGUGACAUCGUUCAAUUUGGAGUCGAUGUAAUGGAGAAUUCAAGAAAAGAAACUCAUGGAUGCAUUGUUGCGACAUUAAAGCUCUUCCUGCCUGAUGGUCGAGAAACAAAAGCAAGUCAAUCAACACUUGCUGGUGCUUCGAAUACAAAAAUUCCUCAAGUUGAUCUUUAUCGUUUGAAUCAAUAUAUACAAGAAGCGAUUCAACGUGAACAAAGUCUUGAGAGUAAACUGUUAAACAUUCAAAAGAAAAUUGAUUUAGUGAGAUCUGCAUCAUCAGCAAGUUGGCAAGCUUUAGUUGAUGAAGAUCGUUUGUUAAGUCGAAUUGAUAUGCUUGAAAAGAAGUUGCUUUGCUUUAGCAAAACCUUAACCGAAGAUAAGCUACGAGAAGAAAUCAUGAAGUUACAGAAUGAGAAAAUGCUUUAUCAAACUAGCGCUAAACAGGCUUUGAAAAAAGUUUACAAUGAACGAAUGGAAGCAAUUCAGAAGUUGAGUACUCUUGAGAAUGCUUUAUGCAGCACUGAAGAUGAAUGUUCUUUGUUGAGAGAUCAAUUGGAUAAGACUCAAACACAUUCACAAGAAGCGACACAACGUUUGGAUGCAAUACAAACUCAGAUGGAUGUCAAAGUUAAUGAUUAUGAAGAGAAAAUGUACAAGAAAGAAACAGAACUGAAGAGUUUGAAUUCAGAACUGAAUGAUUUACAAGAUAAGCUCGGAAGUUUUAAGCUUCAAAAUGAAAUUGGUGACUAUGAAAAUUCACAACUUGUCACAAAUUGGCUUCUCAAAUCUGACAUCAAAAACAUUGACGGUUCCGAUGAUAUCAUCAAAGCGAUUUGUGCUGAUGACGUGACGAUUAAGGACGAAGAGUCAAUUCUCCUGGCACCAACAAUCACCUCGUCACAAGAAACAUUACAGCAACAACAGCCAUGCGAUGACAAUCAGAAUAACAUGAACAAUCGAAUGAUUUCGAAUGUGAAUGUAGCUGAUGUAACAAGCGAGAAAAUUCGAGUGAAUCUGAAGCAAUUAUUGGCGCUCUAUGCGAAGCUUAAGCGUCAAUUAGUGGAAUUUAUGGAAGCAAAAGCUAACGAGCAGAGCUCGUAUAAAGCCAAAUGUGAUGAAAUGUCAUCUGAGUUAAUGGCAUUGAAACUCGAACUCGAGUCACGUCCAACAUUGGAAGACUUUGAUGGAAAAAAUCAGCAGUGCAAUGACCUUCGCUUAGAAUUGUCAAAUCUUACAGAACAAAUGUCUUUGAAUGAGAAAUUACUUGAGCAACAUCAGAAAGAAUUAAUUGAAGCACGGAAGAAUCGAUUUGAUGAAAUGAAACAUUUAGAGGAGCGUGAAAUGCAAACGGAAGCUGUCAGUGAAAGUACAAAAGAAUUGUCAGAAGUGGUAGCUCAAGAUGAAUGCAACACCAGCAGUAGCAGCUCAGUAUUAUCACAAGAAUCUCUUUCAUCUGUCAGGAUUGCUAAUUCACAAACAAAGUCUUCAAUUAAAAUACCCCAAUCAAUAGAAGUUCCCGAUGGUGUUCAACAGAAUGUCAAUAAUGAUGAUAAUGAUGAUGAUGACGACGAUGACACGCUUAAUAAUCAUCCGAAAGUAUUAUAUGAAGAUGAAUUAAUCGUGUUUAAAGAAAAAUGUACAAAUCUAACCGCGGAAAACGUUCGAUUACUUCUUGAAGUCAGAGAAUUACGAACCAACAUCAGUCACUUCCAUAACAGUUGGCUGCACAAUUUCGUGCUCAAAUAUAUUGUUCCCGUGAUGAUUGUAUUUGUUGCCUAUAUCUUUUAUCUGCUAAAAUAGCUACAACUGGAGCUUUAAACUUAUCAAAAUGUCGCGUAAAUGCAUUUCUUAUAUUUCUUUCUGUUUUAAUUUUCAUUUCUCAAAACGCUUCAUGUUACAAGCGUGAAAUGUUAUACUCAUCAGCGGCAUUAUUCAUCAUCGUCAUGAUUUAUUCAAUAUUCUUUGUGUUAAUCUAUGAAUUAGUUUUCUUUAUUAUUAUAAUAGUUAUUAUUACAUUUAUUAUUCUUUGCUGGAGACUUUCUUUUCUAAUCGAAAAGUUUCAGUAAAGAUGAAUAGAAAUUUUUUGGUUCUUAGUACGAAAUAAAAAAAUUAAAGAAAAGAAAUGUUACUUCAUAUCAUUAAAUGUUCUUUUGGUCAUCAAGGAAAAAAUAAGACUUAAGAUUUUUAUUUUAACCAAAUGUUUGACUUCUUUUUAUAGUUGACUGUUUAGUUUCUCCUUUCAUUUUAAGAUUACUAACGGUUUUUAAUUUUUAAUUUAAGUUCAAACUUUGGUUCAAAAAAGGAAAGAUCAUGAAAGCUCAGGAGCUUUGGUUCAAAAAGGAAAGAUCGCGUAAGCUUCUAAGAAAAAGCCCAAUUUGAUCCCAAAAUCUUGAAAUGUUAGAAUCCUUUGUAUCUGUUUUUAAUCCCUUUACAAUAUUUUAUUUUAUCAUAAUUCUUAGCAUAAAUUCACUUACACGUAACACUAACUUUAGACAUUUCUAAAUACCUUGAACCAAACAAAAUACUUUAAAAUGCAACUAAGGCGAUAAUGAAUUUCGAUAAAAAGUG